CAAUUUCUCGUUCAUAAUUUGUAAAAGGCCUGCAAGACAGGCAUCUAAAUAUGACUGUCAGUAAUACAAAGUAGCAGCUGUAUUGCGGCUUUAACGUUUCAAGCAAAAAUCAGCUCAGAAGCCCUAUUAUAACGGUGCUUUGCAGUGUAUGUAGAGCCAUCCCACGUGCUGUGGUACAGACGAAUGUAUUGGAGGCUGCGGGUACCCUGAUUGUAGCAGUCUCCGUGACAUUGUCACAUACAGUCCUUCCACAGCGUGCAAGUUGAGAUACAUAACGUGUUAAUUUCGCCGCUAACCAGGCACAAUGAGCGAGCACUUCUCUCUGUCAGACUGUGAUGUUAUUGGUUUUGAUCUGGACCACACUCUCUGUCGCUAUCAUUUAAAGGAAACCUCCAGGCUUAUCUAUGACAGUUUUGCCAGGUAUUUUGUGGAAUACAAGAACUAUGAUAAAGACCUGCUGACUUUGACUCCUGCCACAUGGGAUUUCUGUUUUAAAGGCUUGGUGGUGGACCUGGAAGAUGGAAACUUGAUUAAGCUGGCUGAAGAUGGAACUAUUCUAAGAGCAACCCAUGGGACCAAUGACCUCAGCACAGAAGAGAUAAUUAAACAUUAUGGCCCAAAGAGGGAGUGGAAGCAUUUUGAUAGCCUCAAUACCUCAUACACAAGAUCAACAAAAUAUUAUUUUUAUGACAACUAUUUUGACCUACCUGGAGCUCUUCUCUGUGCAAGGAUUGUGGAUAUGCUGCACAAGCGUGGGAGCGAAGUGACCUCCGAAAUUUGGAAAGACAUGCUUGCCGCCAUAGACCACAAUUACAAUACAUCAGCAUUUAAAGAGGACACGGGCACGUACUUCCCGAGCGUGAAGCAGAACCCGGGCCGGUACCUGCAGCCCUGCUCGGAUUCGGUCAAGGCCUGGCUGCGCAGCAUGAAGAACGCGGGCAAGGUUGUCCUCCUCAUCACCAGCUCCCACAGCGACUACUGCAGGCUGGUGUGCGAGCACAUCCUGGGGAAGGACUUUGAGGAGCUGUUUGACGUCAUCAUCACUAAUGCCUUGAAGCCUGGGUUCUUCUCCCUGGUGCCCCAGCAGAGGCCAUUCCGGACCCUAGUUAAUGACGUGGAGGAGAGUGAGGGGCUUCCAUCCCUGGACAAGCCUGGCUGGUACUCUCAGGGGAACUGGCCCCACCUCCACGAGCUGCUCAAGUCCAUGACUGGAAAGGCCGAGCCAAAGGUGGUGUACUUCGGAGACAGCAUGCGCUCUGACAUGUUCCCAGCCAGCAGAUACGGAAAGUGGGAGACGGUGAUGAUCGUGGAGGAGCUGGAGGGAGAGGGGGUGCCGGGGAGCAGCCAGGCCAAGACCGAGCCUCUGGAAAAGAGGGGAAAGUUUGAAGACCAGGGAAUGAAGACGCCCUCCGCCACCUCCAAGCAGUGGGGCUCCUACUUCACGGACGUGCGCAGGAGUGGGGGAGGGGAGGAGGAGGACACCCCAAAGCUCACCUGGUGCAGCCACAGCAUCCACACCUACAGCACCAUGGCCAUCCCCAGCGUGGAGAGCAUCGCAGACCUCCCGCUGGACUAUGAAUUCCCUCGAUUCUCUCCGGAUAAACCCUGCACUACCGGCUACUACCCUCGACCCCCGGACUCGCUACUGAAGAGGUGCGAGAGCCUUCCUUGAGGGCCGGGGGCGUGCCCUCGAUGACCUACAGGAGGGGGAGACCGAGGCCCCAAAUCGCCUGUCGUCCGUCACAUAAAUCCCUCCAUUUCUAGAGCACAGGAAAUCAUGCACACCUUAAUAUAUGCCAUCUGAAUGUAUUACACAGUGCGGUGUCACUCCUUUCCAUUUUGAUUAUUUUUGUUGAAUGAGUUAUACUACUAUAUGUGCGAAAAUGUGACUUCCUCGUGCGUGUUUAAAGACGUUAAAGACGGCAUUGUUGUUGCUUUCCGAGGGAAACGCGGGAAAGCCUUUGAAUUAUGUAUGUUACGAGAAUGACAUGAGUAAUAUAAGGUAAUGAAAUAUUAAGGCUCCAUGUUUUGCUUGAUAUAUUACCUCAGAACUUGAAUUUGCAUGUAUAUCCCAGCAAAGUAAAUGGAAAAAAAUUAUCUUGAACAGUUUUACUAUUCAUAUUCUCUCAUACAUGCUUACCUUUCUUUCGAAUGUGAUUUGUUUUUUCUGUUACAUUGACUUUGACUUACAAUUACAUGAAAUUGUUCAACACUGCAUAAUUGUAUAGCCCAUUUUCUCUAUGCUUUCUCAUUCCACUAAAGAUUUGCCUUGAAUAAGCAUAUUUUUCCUAGCUGGAGUGGAUUGUAUGAUGAUAGCUGUGAUCUUUGUCAUCCAUGUCCAUGUUGUUUUCCCUUUUGCAGAGAAUUCGGUCGAAGAGAAUUGUUGGUUGAAUUAUUAAAAUUCAAUCCAAUGUAUUCUGUUUUUACAAUUUGAUGUUUUUUUGCUUUUGAGUUAUGAUGUAGAGAGAAAAAAAACAAAAACAUUGAGGCCUAAACCACCAUGUCCUUUUUGUUUUUAACUCCAAGUUGUUAAGCCCAUGUUGUUGUUCAUUUUCUUGCACAAAAUUCUUCAUUAACUUCAGAAACCAAUCAAACUAAACAUGUGGCCAAAAUGUCACUGUUGCUUAACUUUUUACUCAAAGGGUGUGGUCAAGAGUGGUGAGAUGUUUAACUAUAAGGUCAAAUGGAAAUGUUCAGUGAAAACUUAUUUUAAGGGAAAGCAUUAUUAAGGGCAUUGUUUUUAACGAAACUGCACUGUUUUUAUAUGUAUCAGUUUAUGGUCAGCUCCCUGGAAAACUUAAGGAUGAUUUCUCAUUGUGUGCAAAACAGUAGUAGCUAACAGCUUCACCCCUGCUAAAUGUAUGUCAUGUUUUGGUGCAGUACAUGUGAGUUGUAGUGCUGUUGAGUGAUUGUGUACAAAUGUGGAAGACUCGUGCUCCAUAUGCAGUAUUCAAUGUGAGAACAUGCUUUAACUGACCUCUGAAUGGAUACAUUGUCAUCGUUGGUUCACGUGUAGGCUAGCUGCUAUGUAUUCUCAAUUACCCUGCGUUUAAUCUGUGUAAGUAUUCAGCGCUAUGUUAGUAAUGGCUGGUAGGAUGCAACAGCGUGUGUCAUCCAUUAAGUUUUUUUUGGUUUGUGUUUGUAUAUGGGAGUGUUUCAUACAAAGUAAUGUAAGGUUUUUCCUGUUUUUUAUUUUUAGCACCCAAUUUGCCUUAUGUUUUUUUUUUUCUUUGUUUGUUGUACAUGUCCUAGAACUUGCAGGGAAAUUGUCAAAGUUCACCAUCUGUGAAAUAAAAAGACUAUACAAAUUUGUUACACACAG
Molecule: messenger RNA, 3322 nt
Organism: Anguilla anguilla (European eel)
Lineage: Eukaryota; Metazoa; Chordata; Actinopteri; Anguilliformes; Anguillidae
Gene: nt5dc1
Product: 5'-nucleotidase domain containing 1
Exons: 12
Coding region: 305-1672 (455 amino acids)
Molecular function (GO): 5'-nucleotidase activity
Source: RefSeq, a predicted model, not a curated record